CGCACGGAGUCAGCUGACCAGGGGUAAACAAAUAUGGCGGGCCACAGUAACGUCAACAAACUGGUCUUGGUGAAGAAGCUGCCUGACAUUGUCGCUCAUGUCCAGCAUGUCCUCAGAACAGACUUAGAAGUUAACAAUAAAGGCUUCUCUAUCCUGCUGGAUGACGGGAGGUUAAUAAUAACAGUGUGGGUGAACAAGAAGGUCACCUCCAAGGUUCUCCCGGACGUGUCAGGUGCAUGCUGGCAACGUGGAUGUGAGAGUGAAGUAAUUAUUACCUGCCAAAAUGGAAGCCUGAUCCGGUAUUCUGUGCACUUUGAUACCGGUCUAUCCUGCUCACUUCAGUUAUCUGCUCCAUCUCUUCUCUCCCUCAUCAGGGAGAAAGACUCAAGCAUACGCUCAAUUCGUAGCCCAAGAGUAUGGGGCCACACAGAGUACUUCAUUCUACUACAGCCUCAAAGUGAUCGUCUAGUGCUUCUUGCCACCAAUGCUGGAGGCCGCCCCUCAACACAAGGGGUUCUUCGCACUCCACCUCUUCGUACAGCACAUCUCUACAAAAAUAUGAUCUUGGCACAGCCUAUAACUGGGACUGAUUUAUAUGAGUAUGAUACAAAGACCUGCAAGCUUAUAGAAGUUGUCAGUCUUGGCUUACAAAGGACAGGAUCAGAGAUGAGAGAAUGGAGUUCCCUUUCCUGUUCCUCAACUGGAGACACUGUUGCAAUGGCAGACUCUGAAAGACGUCUUUACGUAACAAAUUUUAGGCAUCGAACAUUUCUUGGAAGAAAAGGUGGAGUGAACAGGAGCAGAGUGACUCUUCACCAGGUUAUAUGGCCCACAAGUCUUCAGCCAUCAAGAAUUGUGGAGCUUACCAUAGGAUUGUCCGAUACUAUCCUCACUGUCUUCUGUCGAACUGAUGAUGGAGACACAGAGACACAACACUACCUCAGUUUUGAUGUGAGUUCAAGUAGCAUCAGUUGCCACCACAAAUUUGCUGAGCAGACUACAAUCAUUCCUGGCAUAAUUCAUAACCUGCCUGACCUUUUUCUUGUUCCUGAUGGUGUUGCAAUGUUAAUGGAUGAGGAGGCAUCAAUUAGUAGCCUGGAUUCAGAGUUUGACAUUGGUGAGUUGCUGGGAGCCAUGUGUGAAGGUCUUGAUGAGCAGAAUAUGGCUAAAAUAUCAGAAGUUAAAGUGAUGGUGGAGCAAGGUUUGAGUGUGUUCCUGGCAUCAUGUAACCACCAAGAGGGUUGGGUCGGGCUGGCAGAGACAAACGCAAAGCAGUAUGGUCAGCUCGCAGAUUUACUUCUUGGCUAUAUUCCCCGUUAUGCUCAGCAAGAAGAGUCAUAUGCCACUGCACUGUCUCUUAAAUAUCUUGCCAAGCAUCACUUUACAAAUGUACUAGAAGAGAUGAGUAAUGUUCUCCAGUACAUCGACUGUGACAGCAUAUCUCAAAUGGUAUUACAGAUGACAGAACAGGUGUCAUUUUACCUACACAGUGUAGAGCAGGUGCAGUUGCCACAAGCAGGAAUCAACAGUGAUGAACUUGUUCAACAACAUGCAAACUGGGGUGAUAAACCACUGAAGGAAAUUAUAGAAGAUGCCUUGACCCGUGGGUGUGUGAAGUCUGCAGAAGGUUAUCUUCAGCUGAAACCCUGGGUGUAUGGCACAGUGUCCACAACUUGUGUUAUUGCCACUUGCAUCGCUAUUGCAAGAGAGAAAACAUCUGAAGAUGCUCGACUCAAAUUUAUGUUAAAUAUUGAUAGUGGCUACAAUGAAGUAUUGAGACAGAUGCUGAACUCGAGUGAUGAUCAGUUUGAGGUGUUGUUUCUAGGAAGAGUGCUAGACAUUAGAGGCCUACUGAGUGAUGUUGAAACCCUGGCAGUCAAGCUGGUGGUGACCAUACAUAAAACACUGCCAGAUCUUCUUACACUUCCCCCUCAGAGGUGGACAGAACUGGUGGCUAUGGGUGAUGCUUCUUCAGUCGUGUCGGCUCCAGUGACAGUGGGACAAGUGACGCAAUGGACACCACUGGCCAUAAUGCUGAUUCUCACUGAUCUUUAUGCUUAUACUGGAGGUCAGCUACUAUCCUUAUGUAGGCCUACUAGUGCUAGUACUGCAUGUAACAAUCUCAAUGUUAGGUUACCAAAAAGUCUGCAAGCAAGGUCUUCUGUUCCAGAAAAUAGAGCAUCUGAUAAAAAUGAGAAAUAUGAGAAUAUUUCAGAUUCAAAAUACUCAGGUCUCACUAUGCUGAGUGGACCACUGUAUGCCAGUGAUGUGGAGUCUUCUGUUAAAUCUCAUGAUUCAAUUGAGUCUUCAUCUUUAGGCGCUGGUGAUGAAGAUUCCUGGAGUGUGCAGAGCUUUGAGGCUCAUGAUCGCAGGGAUACGGUAUGGUCAACACAACUUUUUAAACCUAUAACACAAACUAUGAUAGAUCUGGUUGCAGAUGCCAAAGAGCCAUUUGUGGAAUUGGUGCUGAAUGUUUUAGCCAGAUGUAGAGUCUUCAUGACCAGUGAAAAAAAUAGAGCUGAGCUACUCUUGAAAAGGCUGCUUGUGUCUGGAGCUCUAGAAAUGGUAGCCGAUUUCAUGGGUAAUCAUUCCUGCCAGAUCUCAGACAGUGACAUACAUACAGUACUCAUGGAGUUCUUUGGUGCCCAUGAUCUUCUGUUACCAGCUUAUGAUCAUGUUAAAGACUUCUCCUUAGAUGCCUCUGAUGGCAAGGCUAUGGAAAAACUAAGGCUGCCCUCUUGGGCAAGUACUAUUGUUCCCUUUAUGAAGCUUCUCAAGACAAAAUCUAAGGAAGUUAUUUAUGAUCUAUGUUUAAAAAAUCUUGCAUCCUUGAGUGACAAUUGUAAAAAUCCUCAGGAGCUUCAGUUUCCAGCUUUUCUCACCAUGCUGUUUGCUCCUACACAAAAAUUACAAGAUUUUAUUAAUUUUGAUAUAAACAGUGAACCUAAUGUUGAAGCAAAUGAGAUACAUUCAUUUUGCAUGAUCCUUGAUAAGCAUAAUCUAACACCAAAGCAAGUAGCCAAGGGUGUUGUACAGAAUUUCCCUUAUCUUCAGAAGAUGUUUGCAGAGCCACAAAGUGGUACAUCAAUAGACGUUACCAUGUAUGACCUCCUCUCGGGUACUGUUUCCUUUGACCUCAGCAGAAUGUUUGCAUUUCAAAAACAUAACAGGUAUGGUUAUGAUGUGAAUGCUGAAAUUGUUAGCUUUACCAAUGAAGAGUUGGUGAAGAAACAUGGUAUUCUGCAUUCUUUGGAAUACUUGUACUACCUAAGAGAAUGUCGACCCACCUACGCAUGUGCAGCAAUUCUUGCAAGUGUUUGUGUCAACAGAAACAAAAAAAGGAUUGACGAAGUGAAGAAUAAAGUGUAUGGAUUUGCUCUCAGUAGCUGGCCUAACCGUGCUGUGUGUUGUGCGUGCAUUUCUGUACUCCUCAUGACUAACCUUGAGGCCGACCCUCUCCGGAUAGUCUUAACGGCUGCAUUCUUCAUCUACGAUGUACGAAUUGCUUGGUGUGUAAAGCUAACAUCAGAGAAGCGAAAGGGACACGAGACACUCAUUGAAAUGGAAAUCAGAAGUAUUCUUCAGCAAGUUUGCAUAAUAGAAACUAGAUCUGAGGCUGCAGCAGCUUUAUUGGAAAUGCUUGAAAAUUGUGUAAUUUUGUCUGUUACAAAUAAUGUAGUAAAUAUACGUGGAACAGUUGGCCCAGGGGAACUAUUUGAGUUGUCACUUCCACUGAACACAGUCGUGGAUAUGAUGGGCAACAUUUUCUCACAGGAAAUUCCCCAGAAACACAUGCAUAUUUUAAUGGAAGGUAUGAGAUUGUGCGUUGAACUGUGUUUGCUCUAUGGCCUCCCAUGGCCAGUAAAGCUUCUGACCAAAUUGGUAGAGUCAAACCAGUGGUUGCUCUUCCUUGUCAUAGUACAGGUAUUUAAUUGCCCAAAGAAUGAAGUGUUAAAAGUGGCAGAGUCUUUCCAAAGUACAGCAUUAAAAGAACACAUGAUGUUUGCCCUUACUCAUAUGUACUACUAUCGUGAAUCCCAUCAAUCAAGAGACAGAACAAAAGCAGAACAUAGUAAAAGAUCAACCUUGUAUUCAAAAAUUGGAAUUCACAGUAGAGAGGGUUCACAGUCUCCAGUGCAGAGUGGUGAUGAAAAGCAAUGUAGCUCUAGUCCAAGUGAUGGUGAAAUGUCCAUUAUUGAUGAUGCUCUAUCGUGUACUACAGCAGAAACCUCUUUUGAUGUAGGAGUUGAUGCCUGGUUAUCAUAUAUGCCUAAAGAUCUGUAUUCUAUAUUAUUAACGUGUCAUCAGAGGGAAAAUCCUGCAAAUGAGUUAGUGACAGCGGCGGUAGCAUUAAGCACUCCAGUAUUAGCUGUAUUUUCUGCUUGUUAUGAGAAGCACAACCCAUCUCUCUGCCUGUCUGUGUGGCUAUACACACAGCUCUCACAGAGUGCCCAACACACUUUGCACCACCAACUAGCAGCAACUCAAGUUCACCAAGCAGCCAACAUUGAAAAUAUAGAGAAUAAGAGAGUUUAUCCUCCAAGGAGAAAUUGCUGCCGAGCUUGUGAUGUCUGCGUGUUGCAGUGUAGACUUGAAGAACAAAAAUGGUUUCUUCUGUCUCAUGUUUCAGAAGGAUCGCUUGAUGUUCCCAUUGAAGGUCUUAAGGUAUUUGAUCCACAUUCACCCCUUCUUCCUCUUCUUACAGCUAUCAAAGAAGUGAAGGAAAUGUGUAAUAAAGAAAAAAUAGCUGAAUUGCUCUCUGCCUCUGCUUCUGCUGUAAAUGAUUCACAGAUAGCACAAGAUAUAUCAAGUGUCAAGAGAGAGUGGAUCAUGGCGACAACUCUUGAUGUUAUUGGUACGGCACUUGAUACCUUCAUUGUGAAUAGCCAUUUGCAAUAUCAACUACUUUCUGUUCUCACGACUGUCAGUCAACUGCCUCCAUUUUGCAGCCAUUCUGUAAACUGGAGUUUGGUAAGCCAGAUCUGCAAAAUAUUAGGAGUAGUUAAGCAUCAAGUAAUUUUCAAAGAACUACUUUGGAGUUUUGAAACUGGAGAAGUAAAUGAAAUAACCGAGAGGAUAGUGACAAGUUUAUGCCAUGAAAGGUGCUUUACCGAAGCCCUUCACAUGUGUCAGUUAACGGGUCUUCCUGUAUUUACUAUUGUUUGUGCGCAGCUAAGAGCAGAGUUUGACAAGAAUACAUCAAAUAUCAUCAAAGAUUUUUUGUCAUUUAAAGAAUUUAUGUGCAGAAGCCAAAAUAAACUACACCAAGAAUCUGUGCCUCCAAAACAUGCAGCAGCAUUUUUUAUAGCCAUAAGUAAAGAGCUUCCAUCAGCUACCAUAAAGUAUCUCUGCCUGCAGCAUGCCUUGAUGUGGUCUUACAAAACCCAUGAAAAUACUGCUUUCAACCGCCUUAAAUCAUUUGAUAACAGCACGAAUAUAUCUUGGGAAUUACAGACUGCAGAAUCUUCAAUUGCAGUUUUAUCAAAGCUUGAAUAUGAAAUGUGGCAAGCAUGUGUUAAAGCUUUUCAUUGCAAAGAGGAAGGAUUUUGUAGCCUUACAAUUACACCACCAAGUUCUCUGGGCAACUGGCCAUGGGAAGGGGAAGAUGGGACAAGUCCACUGGACUUGGGUCUUAUAAUGAAGUCAGCUGGUCUUGCACAUCCUUUUUUAACAAAAUCUCAUGUUGAAAUAUACAGUUUAUCUUCAAAUCAUAAUAUAGAGGAUAAAGAAACAAGCCACAAAGAUCAAUUUUUGAAUGAUGAAAUGAACCAAUUCGGUAACUUUGGCCAGAAUUUACAUACUGAAAGAAAGACUGAAGAGGUGGCUCACUCUGAGAUGGUGCAGUGUGAACCAUCUUUUUACACAGAACAAAACAAUGAGAUUCAGUGUGACCAGUUAAGUGUUGAACAAAAUAAAGAGAAAAUGCACACUAAACUAACUUCUCAUGAUGAAGAAGAAGAUGAAAGGAUGGUGGAUGAAAAAGCAAGUGGUAGUGAACUAGACACGGUGAAUAUAGAGUAUAAAGAAGCAUGUUUGAGGGGACCUCAGAAAGUGAUGAUGGGUCGAGAAGCAGCACACAUGGUAGAACCAAGCAAAGACAGAAUGGAACAUGAAGAGAAAAAGCAAGAAACUAGGCAAGAUGGUCAAAAGGAUCAAGCUAAAUGGCAAACCAUUCAGUUCUUGGUGAACCUUUGUGUAAACAAGGAGAUGCUUGUUACUGCGUGUCGGAUACUUAGGCUUCUAAAAGUAACCAACAAGAAUGUACAAUCGCUGUUGCUGUUGCUUGGAAUGGCUGACGGCAGCAAGGUGCUAAGAUUGGAAGGUGAGGAGGCUGUUAAAGGGGUGUUAAGCAGAACAUCAAUAGUUCAAAAUGCAACAACACAGGAGCACAAACGUAGAAGUACCAUUAGUAGGAGCUUCAAUACGAUAUCACUUGAGAAAGAACUUGGCGUGCAAACUUCAGCCAUGGUCAAAGUUGCCUCAGAACUGACAAUGGGCAAGAAAACUGCUGAGCGAAUUAUUAUUCUCUACAAAGUUGCAGCUUCUUUGGAUCUGUCGUAUCUUUAUCUUGUCCAUCAUUCUAAUCCUAUAACACUUGUAUCUAUGGUACUGCGUUUAAGACGAAGUGGGGUUGUCCAGCUGGCUCGUGAAUUAAUUCAUGCUUUUCCUGUGCCUCAAAGUGCUGUUUUGAAUUUUUUGUGUGAAGAAGCAGUGGCUACUAUUACUGCUGGGCCUGGUACGUCAGGGACAAUCAAGAGAGAUCGCCUGUUGCUUUGGGAUGAGCUGGAAGCACAGUGGCAAGAGCUGCUUACUCUGUGUGAUGAUCCUACACUCUUGGGUAAUCAGUUACUAGAGAUUGGUCAGCGGAUGGGCUCAUCGCACCCGGACCAAAUGGAGAAAGUACAUAGCAUGAGUGUUGAACUGGUGAUCCGAGCUCAUGACUGUUAUACUGGAGCGUCCAACAUGGAGGGAAUCGGUACAGUGUUAAGGACAGCAUUGUCUCUCACCACCUCACUCAUACAACACUCACAGUGGUCACUUAUGGUGCGCCUUCUGAUAGGGGUGGGACGAUAUAUUGAGAUGUCGUAUAUCAUUGAUGCUCUCAGAGAAAAUGAUCAAUUUGAGCAUUUACUGGGUCGUGAUUCUGACCCUAGAGGAAAGGAAACAGGAUUGGACCGAGCCCUUGUGCAUUACCUGCAUUCCAGACACCCUCUAGAUAAAGAUACACUCAAGCUUGUUGCACUUCAUUUCCUUCUUUAUUCUGAGGUUGCUGAAAUGUGGGUUGAAGAUGCUGAGAAAGCUGUAGAGCAAGUAUUGGAGGCCACUGUUGAUUUAGGGGUCUCAUGCACUGCCGCCAUCACUCUUAGGUCUGGUCCUGCUAAGGUUUAUGUACAGGAAGAAACAUCAAGAAAACACUCUUUAGUUAAAGGAACUCAAAGCUCAGUUGCUGGUUUCCAAGGUACUGAUGAGUUUGAGCCAGAGUAUUUGUAUAAUGCAAACACAGAGCUGCUUACCCAGGCAAUGCAUAGCUAUGCACAUGCUGCUCAAUAUUAUAUGCAGGACCAACAACUGGCUACAGCUGUCGAGUACAGUCGUCAAGCUGAGCUUGUGGCCUUACAGAUUGCAUAUGCUAGAAGAAGCACUUCAAGUUCCUCUCUGAGGCUCCUCAGGCUGACUCCUGUAGCAGUCAAAUAUAUCACUACAAACCUUUUAAGGGUGACUGAAGCUCAGCUGGUGGGACGUGCCUAUAGCUCCCCUGUGGAUUGGAGUGUAGCGCUCUACCAGCAAUAUGUCAAUAAUGGUGAUGAAUCUUACCUUACUGAAUAUCUGGCCACAUUUAAGCUCUCCCCUGAAGUUAUGCUUGAUGUGGUGAAGAAAUUGGAGCACGAUGGCAUCACUAAAGACCGUCGGGCAAGAGUUGCCUCCAUGCUGUCCCACGUUGAAGAAUCUGAUAUAGUUUAUCGAGUAGCUAGUCAACUGGGUCUUAAGGACACGAUAGAUAAGUGCUUGGCCUCGGCAUGUGCACCAUACCUUAAAGAUAAUAUCUUUGUUAAGGGAUGUACUUCAGGUGAUUGAAAAGAAUAGUAAACAAGCCCCUUACAAUAUGGGGAAAUACAAUUAGAGCAAUACACUGUGUGUGUUGGAUAAUACAGUACUAGAAUGAUUUAUCUGCUUCACACACAUGCCUUUCAUAAUGGUACAAUAAAUUUGUCAUGUCUUACAUUGCUUUGUUAUAAGUAAUGAAGAAGUACUGUACAUAGUACUUCAUGAUAAUGUACCUAUUAACCAAAAUAGGUAAUGAAUAUGAAAACAAAAAAUAUAUAGCAACCUUUCCAAAGAUUAUUUUAUCUGAUUAAAACAGACCUCGUAGGCAGGUAUGCAGCUUCCUUUUGAACUUUUCAUCAUAUAGUACUAUAAGGUAUUUAGAAUUUGCUAGUUUUUCCUGUAAGGGUAGUCAAUAUUCUUCUAGCAUCCAUAAGCAUUAGGAUUAUAGUGCCUUAUUAAAGCCUAUUGUAAUGAGGGUGUGAAACAAUAAUAAUUGGAAAUGUGGCUUUAUAUUCUUGGAAAUGAAUUAUUCAAAGAAUG
This is a messenger RNA of Procambarus clarkii (red swamp crayfish), 8586 nucleotides long. Lineage: Eukaryota; Metazoa; Arthropoda; Malacostraca; Decapoda; Cambaridae. The record is from RefSeq and is a predicted model, not a curated record.